Molecule: messenger RNA, 1863 nt
Organism: Ramularia collo-cygni
Lineage: Eukaryota; Fungi; Ascomycota; Dothideomycetes; Mycosphaerellales; Mycosphaerellaceae
Product: related to RNA splicing factor Pad-1
Exons: 4
Coding region: 1-1863 (620 amino acids)
Biological process (GO): mRNA processing
Cellular component (GO): nucleus
Molecular function (GO): RNA binding
Source: RefSeq, a predicted model, not a curated record
AUGGCGUCCUACCAGAACAUUGACGAGCUCAUCGAGACCGAGGCUGCCAAGGUCCACGAGAAACUCGCGCGCGAGCGUCAGAACAAGAAUGGCGGCGGUCCCAUGGAUAUCGAGCCGAGCACCAAGACCGACAGAAUGAUCAAGGUUGAGAAGACUGACGACGACUACUACCGCCCAAGCAGCAGUAGCAGCAACCGCGGCCAUCCUAUGGGGCCACCACGCUCCUCGACCGACAGGUACAUGAAUGAGCGCGAAGAAAACAACGAGCGCCGUGCUCGGCGGUCCAGGGACAUUGGUGACGAUGACGCGGCUGCUGCCCGUCGCGGCAGUCAUGGCGGCAGCGACAAGGACAGCGCUAACGGCUCCAUACGCAGCAAGGCGAGAAGCCGCUCACCCCGGCGCGAGCACCGCCGUGUCGAACGCUCCCGUGAACGUCAAUCUCGUGACAACUAUCACAACUCUGGCCGUCGUGGCGAUGACAGCUAUCGGCCUGGAGAUCGUGGACACGACGGACGUCGCGGAUAUGAGCGCAGCAGAUAUGACGACGACUACCGCGGUGGCGGCGGAGGCGGCAACGGCUAUGGAAGACGUGGAGGCCGCGAUGGACGUGACGACCGUGGUCCACGUGAUGGAGGAGGUCGUGAUGGAGGCCACCGCCGUCGUUCCCCACCACAGAUGCCGACCGAGGAUGAACGCGACAAGCGCACAGUCUUUGUGCAGCAGCUCGCUGCUCGUCUUCGCACCAAGCAGCUCAAGGAUUUCUUCGAGAUGGCGGGACCAGUUGCUGAUGCACAGAUUGUCAAGGAUCGCGUGAGCCAGCGCUCAAAAGGUGUCGGGUACGUCGAAUUCAAAGAUGAAGAGUCAGUGCAGAAGGCCAUUCAGAUGACUGGCCAGAAACUAUGCGGUAUUCCCAUCAUCGCACAGCUCACAGAGGCAGAAAAGAACCGCCAGGCUCGUACCACCGAAGGCCAGCCAACCCAAUCCAACGGAAUUCCAUUCCACCGCCUGUACGUCGGAAACAUCCACUUCAGUAUUACUGAGGAGGACUUGCGRUCCGUCUUCGCACCAUUCGGCGAAUUGGAAUUUGUACAACUCCAGAAGGAGGACACUGGUCGCUCAAAGGGCUACGGCUUCGUUCAGUUCAUUGAUCCCACCGAAGCAAAGGAUGCUCUCGACAAGAUGAAUGGAUUCGAGCUCGCCGGACGUCCAAUUCGCGUGGGCCUGGGCAACGAUAAGUUUACGCCGGAGUCUACUACCGUCUUGCUUCAACGUUUCGGUUCCCAGGCUCACAACGCUCAGACGCAGCAGGGUUCCUCAUUCUCCGGAAUGGGUGGUCGGGGCGCUCACGCGGGUGGCGCCAGCAGCUUCGACCGCCCCGCAGCGGCACGCGAUGCUGACAAGACAGGUGGAGCCAGCGCUCUAGACGACACCGAUGUUGGAGGUGUCAACUUCUCCAACUACAGUCGAGAGUCUCUUAUGCGUAAGCUUGCGCGCACUGACGAGCCUGAGCAGAAGAUCGCUCCCAAGACACAGAAACAGCCCGCCGUGGUUCAACCCACCGCCUCUCGCUGCGUCCUCAUCAAGAACGUCUACGAUCAAGCCACGGAGACCGAGCCAGGCUGGCAGAAAGAACUCGAAGGCGAGAUGCGCGUCGAGUGCGAUGCAAAGUAUGGCAAGGUCAUCCACCUCGGCCUUGCUUUGGACAACAAUGACGGCGAAGUCUACGUCAAGUUUGACCGYGUACAGGGUGGCGAAAACGCCGUCAAGGGCCUCAACGGUCGCUGGUUCGGCGGCAGGCAGCUCACGGCUUCCUACGUCGUCGACGCGGUCUACAACAUGAUCUUUCCCAAGGCUCCGAACUGA